This is a messenger RNA of Oryctolagus cuniculus (rabbit), 19073 nucleotides long. Its product is annotated as interleukin-9 receptor. NCBI's taxonomy places the organism in Eukaryota, Metazoa, Chordata, Mammalia, Lagomorpha, Leporidae. The record is from RefSeq and is a predicted model, not a curated record. Gene Ontology annotation, molecular function: interleukin-9 binding; interleukin-9 receptor activity. Gene Ontology annotation, biological process: cytokine-mediated signaling pathway; immunoglobulin mediated immune response. Gene Ontology annotation, cellular component: membrane; external side of plasma membrane.
UAUCUGCUUUUUUACGCUCCAGGUGCCCUCAACAGCUGGUGCUGGGCCAGGCCGAAGCCAGGAGCCUGUAGCUCGGUUGGUCUCCUGUGUGGAUGCUUGCUGCCUCUCACGGUGCACAUUAGCAGGAAGCUGGUGGGAUGCAGGGCUGGGCCUUGACUCCAGCCAGUAUGCUAGGACAUGUGGACAUCCCAAAUGAUGGCUUUUUUAUUUUUUGAAAGAUGUGUUUAUUUAUUUGAAAGUCAGAGUUACAGAGAGGCAGAGGCAGAGACAGAGAGAGAGGUCUUCCAUCGCUGGUUCACCCCCCAAAUGGCUGCAACAGCCAGAGCUGGGCCAAUCUGAAACCAGGAGCCAGGAGCUUCCUCCGGGUCUCCCACGCUGGCGCAGGGGCCCAAGGACUUAGGCCAUCUUCCACUGCUUUCCCAGGCCACAGCAGAGAGCUGGAUCAGAGGUGGAACAGCCGGGACUCGAACCGGCACCCAUAAGGAAUGCCAGCACUGCAGGCGCGGCUUUACCAGCUACGCCAUGGUGCCGGCCCCCCAAAUGAUGUCUUAACUGCUGUGCCAAGCACCUACCCCGACAGUGCCCAGGUGCCUGUCUCUCACAGAACGUGGUGAGGGUACAGGUUGUGACCCAUUCACCCAGAGUGCUCCAGAGGGCAGUCUGAGGGGGUAGGCCUCAUGGGGAGCGCCCUACCCAGAGAGGGGUGGCUAGCCCAGGCCUGUCCCCACCCUGAACCUUAGCUCAGUCCCUUGCAGGUUGGAACCUGGUGGGCAAGGCCCCGAGACGAUAUGGGCACCUGGCUUCUCGUCUGCACCUGCCUGUGUGUCUGUGCCUGCUGGGAGGUCUCUGUCUCAGAGGCAGGAGGAGGGUGUGCACGGUCAGACCCUCCCCCACCCACCCCCGGGCUCGGCCCGUACGCCCCCACCGUGGGCUCCCAGCGGUCACUGACCCCGGGGCCGAGGGUUGCAGCUUUCACCUGCCUCAACAACAACAUCCUGAGGAUCGACUGCCGCGGCUCUGCCCCGGAGCUGGACCAGGGCUGCGGCCCCUGGCUCCUGUUCACCAGCAACCAGGUGCCGGGCAGCAAGCACCGGUGUGUGUUUCGGGGCAGUGCGUGCACCGUGCUGCUGCCACCCACGGAGGUGCUGGUGCCGUCUGACAGCUUCAGCAUCACCCUCCACUACUGUGUGUCUGGGAAGGAGCAGGUCCGCCUGGUGGACCGGCAGUACCUGCCCCGGAGAAACGUGAAGCUGGACCCGCCCUCUGACCUGCAGAGCAACAUCAGCUCCGGCUCCUGUGUCCUGACCUGGAGCGUCAGCCUUGCGUUGGAGCCACUGACCACACUUCUCAGCUACGAGCUGGCUUUCAAGAGGCAGGAAGAAGCCUGGGAGGGGGCCCAGCACAAGGACCGCAUUGUUGGGGUGACCAGGAUCACCCUUGAAGCCAUCGAGUUGGAGCCCGGCUCCACCUACGAGGCCAGGCUGCGGGUGCAGAUGGCCACACUGGAGGAUGACACGGAGGAGGAGCGCUACGAGGGCCAGUGGAGCGAGUGGAGCCAGCCGGUGUGCUUCCGCCCUCCCCAGAGACGGGGUUCCCUGAUCCCACCCUGGGGGCAGCUGGACAGCACCCUUGUUGCUGUGUCCAUCUUUAUCCUCCUGAGUGGCCUCAUCUACCUUCUGUUCAAGCUGUCACCCAGGGUAAAGAGAAGCUUCCACCAGGACGUGCCCACCCCAGCUGUGUUCUUCCAGCCCCUCUACAGUGUGCACAACGGGAACUUCCAGACCUGGACAGGAGCCCACAGACCAGGCCUGCAGCUGAGCCCGGAUGGUGUCCACACGCUACCAGGAGCCUCAGAGUCCAGUGACUGGGAGACCAUCACUCCGCUCACAUACAGCCCGAUGCACCCACGGGAGUCUGUGGGCCUGCAGAGGAAGGAAGGCAGUGGCGUGGGCCUCCCAGGGGCCCCAGGCUCAGAGGUGCCGCCAGCAGGGUGUGUGGAGUGGAAGGCACAGCCACCUGUGUAUCUGCCACAGGAGGACUGGGCUCCCAUGGCCCCCACUGGGCUGGCUGCCUCAGACCUAGAGGACAGGAGCAAGUACUGUGUUUUGGGCUUCUAUGGAGGUUGCUAUCCCACAGCCUUCCCAGGAAACACACAGAGCUCGGAGCUGUUCCAGCUGCGGCCCGUGGCCUUUCCUGUGACCCACAGGGCUCAGAUCUCCAGCCAAGGGAUGCCUAUGUGGCAGUUGGUCAGAAUGAGGGGCAAGACCAGGGCACAGGGACAGCAGGAGCACCUUUGGGGCAUUGUGCUCCCUGCUUUCUUCGGGAGGCCGUGGCUCAGCCCUGAAAGUUAUGGAGUCCGGACUGCCAGCUGCAUCCUGUCUUUGUUGAUGGAAAUGGCUUAGGUCUCUGGAGCUGACCCCUGAUCAGCACUGGGUCUCCUGAGGAGGGCACCUGUGCUGUGUCAGAGGCCCUGUCUGGAUGGAGGCAGGAGCUGCCCCUCACCCCUCUGCCCAGCUCCUGUGGGGAGGGCCUCCCCCUCAGCAUCUUAACAACCGCCCUCCCUCCUUCUGGCCUUGCACCUGGCCUCUCUGAUAAGACAGGUGUGCCCCCCCCCCCCCAGCCUGUUCUGUCCUCACCCUGGGUGGGCCAGCCUGGACUCUGAGGUCAGUGAGAUGCCCCGACAGGUGGAGCUGCUUCUCUCUGCCUUCCUGAGACUGUAAGGGGCAUUGUGGCUGCUCCGAAGGCUGGGAGGGGCUGGUCCUGAUUUCCUGGGCUCUGACGACAGCAGGAUGGAGGCUCAGUGACCAGCCCCAGGGAAGUCGGCCCCUCACGGUGCUGAGACAGGAUGCAGCUGGCAGUCCGGACUCUAUAACUUUCAGGGCUGACCCAUGGCCUCCCAAAGAAAGCAGGGAGCACAACGCCCCAAAGGUGCUCCUGCUGUCCCUGUGCCAGUGCUCCUGGGCUGUCAGAGCUGCAGGUCCCCACCUGGCAGCAGCGGUGGCCUGGGAGGUGGCCACUCCAGGAAGUGGUCUGGGAGAGUGGCCGAUGGAGGAGCAUGCACCUGAUAUUUUCCUAGGGCUACCGUUGCCGAGUACCACAAACUGGGUGGCUCAGACCACAGAGCUGUCAUCUCACAGCUGUGCAGCAGGGAAGUGUGGAGGGCAGCUGUUGGCAGUGCUGGGCUCCCUCUGAAGGCGCCGGGCAAGCACUGUCCUGGUCACCAGCUUGUUUCAUGGCUGUGAUGGCUGACACAGCUUCACAAGGCAUCUUCCUGGUUCCCUCUUUUUCUAAGGACGCAAUAGCCGCAGGUUAAUGCUGACCCUGAUGACCUCAUCUUAGCUCGGUCAUCUGCAAAGACCCUAUUUCCAUCUGAGGAUGAGGUCACCCUCACAGGUACUGGGGGUGAGGACUUCAGCCUAUGAAUUGUGGGGACACCAUUCAACACAACAGCACCCCUGCCUCUGCCCAUGACUACCUCCUUGAUGGCCCCAAGACUUUGGUCCUUCCUGGCUGCCCCAGGCAGAGCUCAUGAGAACCUGACUCUUGACCUUGGAGGUGGCACUUGGGUCAUCUGCUGGUGAGGGCUGGGGUGAGACUGUUCUGAAGUUCUGAAGGUGGGAAAAGUGGAGGCUGCUCUCUUUUCAGGUGAUGAGCCUCCUGGGUGCUCCCACAUUCCCUGAGGCCUGGGAGGGGGAUUCCUUCAGCCCCUGGCCCCCAGAGGCCAGAGCCCCAUCUGGCUCAGGUUGGCUUCCCUCCUGCUCUGCAUGUCUGCAAAGCCCCUGAGGUUUUGUGGUGAGUCUCAGUGGUGCAGGAUCCUGUCAGUGGGGAUGAGGGAAGCCCCAGAGAGUGGGAGGGCUGUGGGCGGAAGUGAGGUGGAGGCAUCCUCAGCUCUAGCCAAGUAUAAAAAUACCAGCGUGAACCCACUUCCUGGGGCCGGCCUUUGGGCAGCCCCUGGCUGGUGUAUUUGUAACCGUCUGUGCAGCUUCACAUGGGACCUGGGCCACCUGCACAGCCGGGACAGCUCUCCUGUGAGGCCUGAACAUACGUUCAUUUCCCCUGAGCACCUGGGUAUGUGGCUCUGGGCUGGAGCCUGAAUGUGCACCGUCACCUUCCUGUCUGUACAUGUGGCUAAGCCACCCCUGGCAGAGCAGCUCUGAGUUCACUUGAGCAAGACACCUGGGUAUGGGGUGCUCAGAAGUGCUGAGUUCCCCUCACCUGGAUGGGACAACCCUUGGAAACCCUGUGCCAGUGUCUGGGUUACAGCAGGGCUAGGGUAGAAGACCCUGUAAACUGCAAGGAGGCCUCAUUGGUCACUGGGCAUCUGUGAGGUCCUCAGAGCGAUGCUGACCUUGAUCUUAAAUACGAAGUGGCCACUGGGGGCUGGCAUUGUGGCUCAGUGGGUUAAGCUGCCACCUGUGACACCAACAUCCCAUAAGAGUGCUGGUUUGAGUCCUGGAUGCUCCACUUCCAAUCCAGCUCCCUGCUGAUGUGCCUAGGAAAGCAGUAGGGGAUGACCCAAGUCCUGGGGCCCCUGCCUUUCAAAUAAAUAAGUGAAUAAAUAUUAAACGCGAAUGCCAGGCUGAGGGAACACUGUGGGAGGAGGACUUACCCUGGUGAGUGAACCCUGGGGACUACAGGUUUUGUUUUGUUUUGUUUUGUUUUUAGGUAAAAUUCAUAUAAUAUAAAUUUUUUUUAGCUCAGUGAUAUUUUAGUACAUGCACAAUGUUGUGCAGCCAUCUGCUUAGUUCAAACGCAUUUUCAUCACCCAAAAGAGACCCCUGCCAUUAAGCAGUCACUCCUCAUUCUCCCCUCCCUCUGACCCCCCGCCCCGCCCCCCCCCCAGUCAGCUUUCUGUCUCUGGGUUUCUGGGUGCUUUGUGUGAUUGGAGUUGGGCGGUGCAUGACUCUUGUGGCCACCUUGUCUCUCGUGUCUCCUGCACCCUCCAUCGUGUGUCAGCACCUCAGUCCUGAUUUUUCCAUUGCGUGGAUGUUAUUCCAGGGGACGCAUUCACCACGACUCAUUUGUCCAUGUGUCUGCUGAGGGCCAUUGUGUUCUUUCCACCUUUCUGUUACUGAGAAUUAUGCUGAUGUGGACAUUUGUGUACAAGUUUCUGCUGGUUUUCAGUUCCUUUGUCUGUUUCAGAGUGAGAUUGUGGCGAUUCUGUUUAGCUUUUCAUACAGCUCCCAAACUGUCGUCCACAGUGACUGCACCACCUUACAUUUCCAUUAGUGGUGUUCCAUCCCAGGAUGUGCAUUAGUGUGAAGGUGGAACUGGGAGCAGAGCUGAGACUCGAAGCCAGACACCCCACAGGGGUUACGGGUGUCCCAUGUGGCAUCGUAACAUCCAGGCCGAAGGUGUGUCCCCUUGCUGUGGUCACCUUUUCCUAAGAGCUGAUGAUCUUGAGUGUCUCUGUGCAUCUUUUAUGGAGAACAGUCUGUAAGUCCUCUGCCCCAUUUUAAAUGGCAUUGUCUUUUUAUUGUUGGGUUCUAAGUGUUUUAAAAAAUACAUUCUAGUACUAGCCCUUUAUGAAAUACUUGAUUUGCAAACAUGUUCUUCCAUUCUGUUGGCUUUCUAUUUUUUUUUUUUAAUUUUUUUUUUUGACAGGCAGAGUGGACAGUGAGAGAGAGAGACAGAGAGAAAGGUCUUCCUUUUGCCGUUGGUUCACCCUCCAAUGGCCGCUGUGGCCGGCGCAUCUCGCUGAUCCGAAGCCAGGAGCCAGGUGCUUCUCCUGGUCUCCCAUGGGGUGUAAGGCCCAAGCACUUGGGCCAUCCUCCACUGCACUCCCGGGCCACAGCAGAGAGCUGGCCUGGAAGAGGAGCAACCGGGACAGAAUCUGGCGCCCUGACCAGGACUAGAACCGCAAGGCAGAGGAUUAGCCUAGUGAGCAGCGGCGCCGGCCCCAAAAGUAUUUUUUUAAGUAAAUAUUUAUUUAUUGAAAGACAGCAAGAGAAGGGUGGAGGGAGGAAGAAAGAAAGAGAGAGGAAGAGAGAGAGGAAGAGAGAUCUUCCAUCUGCUGAUUCACUCCCCAGAUGGCUGCUACAGGUUGGGGCUGGGCCAGGCCAAAGCCAGGACCCUACAACUUUGGCCAAGAUCUGCUGCCUCCAAAGCACAUUAUCAGGAAGCUGGAUUGGAAGUGCAAAGUAGCUGAAACCUGGACCAGGCUCUCUGACAUAGGCUGUAAGGUGUCCCAAAUGGUGGCUUCACCCACUAUGCAUGAUCCUUGUCCCACAAAACAUUUUUAUAUAAAACUUAUAAAAGAUUUAUUUAUUUGAAAGAGAGUGCUGAAAGAGAGCGAAUAUGAAUUUAUAUGAAAUUCAUAAAAGAUUUAUUUGAAAAACAGAAAACAAAAAGAGUGAGCAAGAGACAGGGAGAGAGCGCGAGCGAGCGCGAGAGAGAAUUUUCCAUUCAUACAUGGCUGCAGCAGCCAGGUCUGGGCCAGGCCAGAACCAGGAGUCGGAACUCUGCUCAGGUCUCCCACUUGGGUGGCAGUAGCCCGAGCGUCUGGACCACUGUCUGUUCCCUCCCCAGGCUUGCUAGCAGGAAGUUGGGUUGGACUUGGAGCAGCUGGGAUUUGAACAAGCACUCCCAAAUGGGAUACCAGCAUUGUAGGCAGCAGCUUUACCUGCUGUUACACAAUGCAGGCCCCAGAGUUUGUAAUUUUUGUGAACUCCAAUAUAUUUACUUUUCCUUUUGUUUCUGGUGCUUUGGGUGUCACUCCAAAAAAAAAAAUCCUUUCAAAAUCUGGUGCUGCUAAAUACGUGAAAAGCUGCUCAACACUGUUCAGUCCUUAGAUAAUUGAAAAUCCAAGCACAGUGAGAACCAAGUCAUUCACACUAGAAUGGCAAGCAUCAUGAAAGUGGGAACUGAGAAGAAGGCAGGAUCGGCGAGUCCAGAUGCUCGCCCUGUUUCCCUGACAGUGGGCCAGGAGCACAUGCUCACCUAGUGAUUUGUGGGCCUGCGCAGGGUUUGGGCCACUUGUGUCCCGCUCACAAGCCCUUGCUGCCCUGUUCACUUGAUGCUUCAUGGGUCAGUCACAGAAGAGCUAACCAGCCAGGAAGAGCAGAGUCACUACCAUGCAGACAGACUAGAAGACCAAAAAUGUUGUAUUUUUGUAACGUAUACUGGCCUUCAUUUGAAAUCUCUGGAAACUUUGCAAUCUUGUAUCUAAGAGUACCUAUUUUCUCCAACAAUUUUGUUACAGAUACUUGUCCAUUUCAAUGUUGUAUAAAAUUAAUUAAGCUUGAUCUCUGUGGAGAUCUGAUAGAGUCUACCCAUGCCUAAUUUAGGAGUGGACUGAAGACAUAAAAGCUCUUCUCUCUUCCUAACUGUGGAUUUGCACAGUUAAGCAAUGUCUUUUUUAUUUUUAUUUUUUUUGACAGGCAGAGUGGACAGUGAGAGAGAGAGACAGAGAGAAAGGUCUUCCUUUGCCGUUGGUUCACCCUCCAAUGGCCACCGCGGCCGGCGCGCUGCGGCUGGUGCACCACGCUGAUCCGAUGGCAGGAGCCAGGUAUUUCUCCUGGUCUCCCAUGGGGUGCAAGGCCCAAGCACUUGGGCCAUCCUCCACUGCACUCCCUGGCCACAGCAGAGAGCUGGCCUGGAAGAGGGGCAACCGGGACAGAAUCCGGCGCCCUGACCAGGACUAGAACCCGGUGUGCUGGCGCCGCAAGGCAGAGGAUUAGCCUAGUGAGCCGUGGCGCUGGCCAAGCAAUGUCUUUAAAUUGUCUGUCUUUCCCGGCCUCACUGCCUAUACUGUGUCUGAUUGUCUGGUAAGCCUGGGGGUAUAAACACAGUCUUGUUAACAGCUUGUGGGCUGUGGAAGCACCAGGUCAUCAUGCGGUGUCUGAUGAAGGAAUAAUUUAGAACUGGCAUGUUCUUGAAAGUUUCAAAACAUGUGACCUCCAACUUCACUCACAGAUCUGCCCUGCUUUGAGAAAGGCAAUUGGUUUUAUUAGUGUAUCCUUUUAAAUAUGGUAUAAAAAUAAAAAGCUUCUGAGAUUUGAACCUAGGUUAUAUAAACCUGUAUUUUUGCAUUACUAAUAUGAAAUAUCAAUCAGUGGAUAUAUUAGUAAGUCCUUAUAUCUGAAAAUUUACAAAAGCUUGUGACUGUUUAGAAAAGUGCAAUCCAGUGUUGGUGAGUAUGUGGGAAAUCAAUUCAUGGGAUUUGCCUGUGAGAAUGAGAAAAGAUAAUGUAAUGGUGAUGGGUCCCACAACCAUGUAAGUGUACCUACUGCCACUGAACUGUACACAUAAAGAGAGUUAGAAUGGUGCAGCUUAUAUUAUGUCCAUUUUAUCCCAAUUAAGAGAAUAAAAUAGGGACUGACAUUGUGGCAUAGCAGGUAAAGCCGCAGCCUGUGAUGCUGGCAUCCCAUAUGGGCACCGGUUUGAGUCUUGGCUGUUCCACUUCUGAUCCAUCUCUUUGCUGAAGCACCUGGGGAAGCAGAAGAAAUGGCCCAACUGCUUGGGCUCCUACCACCCCUGUGGGAGACCCAGAAGAAGUUCCAGGCUCCUGGUUUCAGUCGCACCCAGCUCUGGCCAUUGUGGCCAUUUGGGGAGUGAAUCAGCAGAUGGAAAAACUCUCUCUUUGUCUUCCUCUCUCUCUGUAACUCUGCUUUUCAGAUAAAAUAGAAUAAAUUAAAAAAAUUAAAAUGGCUGGCGCCACAGCUCACUUGGCUAAUCCUCCACCUGUGGGGCCGGCACCUUGGAUUCUAAUCCCGGUUGGGGUGCCGGAUUCUGUCCUGGUUGCUCCUCUUCCAGUCCAGCUCUCUGCUGUGGCCCGGGAAGGCAGUGGAGGAUGGCCCAAGUGCUUGGGCCCUGCACCUGCAUGGGAGGCCAGGAGGAAGCACAUGGCUCCUGGCUUUGGAUCGGUGCAGCACUGGCCAUAGCGGCCAUUUUGGGGGGUGAACCAAUGGAAAAGGAAGACCUUUCUGUCUCUCUCUCUCUAACUCUGCCUGUCAAAAAAAAAAAAAAUGUUCUACUAAAAUAAAAUAAUAAAAAUGGUAAAAUGUUAUGUUUAUUUUACUCCCCCCUCCCCCCAAGGUCUUUCUCAGAUCUGAUCCUGAAAUAGUCCCAUAUGUGAGGAAGAAGACCCUUCACUUCUGAAGUGAGAAAUGGCCAUCCUGUUCACACUGGGGCCACACAGCCCAGCUUUGCCACACAUACCCACAUGAUCUUACCCAGAGGGAGUCCUCUCCCACCUGACCCACUUGUGGUCCCUCCACUCCCCCACUGCCCUAUUUCCUUAUAGAACUCAGUCCCCACCCCUCCAAACUACUGUCUGUGCCAGGUCUGUUUACUGUCUCUGUAAUCUUUCCUUUUCCAUGAUGUCAUUUAUAUGGGACUGUACAGAGUGCAGCUUCUUCAGACCUUCCUUCCUUCCUUCCUUCCUUCCUUCCUUCCUUCCUUCCUUCCUUCCUUCCUUCCUUUCUUUUUUAAGAUAUACUUAUUUAUUGAAAGGCAGAGUGAGAGAGAGCGAGAGAGAUCAUCCAUCAGCUGGUUCACUCACCAAAUGGCUGUAACAGCCAGAGCUGGUCCAAGCUAAAGCCAGGAGCUAGGAGCUCCAUCUGGGGCUCUUAUGUGGGUGGCAGAGGCCCAAGCACUUGGGCCAUCUUCCUCUGCAUUCCCAGGCACAGAAUCAGGGAGUUGGAUCAGAAGUGGAGCAGCCACGUCUUGAAGUUCUAAUAUGGUAUGUUGUGUUGCAGGCGGCAGCUUAGCCCACUGUGCCACAGUGCCAGCCUGUACUGGCUGAUGUCACUCAGUCACAUGCAUGUAAGAUUCACCAGUGUCUGCAGACAUCCGUUUCUCCUGCUGGACAGUGUGACACUGACGGAUGCACUCCAGUUUGUCUCUCAUUCUGCUAUUGAAGGUCAUCCUGAUCCCUUAGCAUUUGAUCGUUAUGAAGACAGCUUCUGUAUACAGUUGUGUGUUGAGUUUCUGUUUGUGGUAUGUAAGGUGUCUUUUUCUAAAAAUUUACUUAUUUUUUUGAAAGGCGCACACACGCACGCACACACACACACACACAGAUCAAGAGAGAUCUCAUCUACUGGUUCCUUCCCCAAAUGCCCACAACAGUCAGGACUGGGCCAGGGCCAGGCUGAAGCCAGGAGGCAGCAGAACCCAAUCCAGGUCUCCCAUGUGAGGGACAGGGACCCAAGGACUUAAGCCAUUACCUGCGGAUUCCCCAGGUGUGUGUUAGCAGGAAGCUGGAAUCAGGAGCGGAGCUGGGGUUCAGAUCCUAGGCACUCUGAUAUGGGAUGGGGGUGCCCAAGUGGCAUCGUAGCUGCUAUGCCAGACAAUGGCUUCAUACGUCAGUUCUUUAACUUUGUAAUUGUAAGUCUUAUGUCGUCUAUUCUAGAUUUAGAAAGCUCGUCAGUGCCUUUUCUGGGAAGUUGGUUGGGAUUCCACAGAACAAAUUGGAAAGAAUUGUCAUCUAAUAACAAUGAGUACACUGCUCCCGGACAAAGAAAUGCCCCAUUACAGUGUGUUCCAAUGUCUCUCCACUAUGUUCAAAGGUUUCUGAGUGCACGCUUGUACAGACUGUGUGAGGUUUAUUCUUAAGGACCCCAGUGUUGGGGUGCUAGUGUAAGCGCUGCUGUUUAUUUCAGAUUCCAGCCGUUCCUCUGGUACACAGGAAAUCACCGACUUUUGCGUUGGUUACCUGCUUUGCUUGUUGUCACCCCCCUCUGUUUCGGUCUGUUGGUUACCUGCUUUGCUUCUUGUCACCCCCCUCUGUUUCGGUCUGUUGGUUACCUGCUUUGCUUCUUGUCACCCCCUCUGUUUCGGUCUGUUGGUUAUCUGCUUUGCUUCUUGUCACCUCCCUCUGUUUCGGUCUGUUGGUUACCUGCUUUGCUUCUUGUUAUCCCCCUCUGUUUCGGUCUGUGAUCUGUUGCUGUGACUGAAUACCUGCGGCUGGUAAUUCAUAAAGAAGAGAAACUUGGUUUUCACACUUCUGGAGGCCCGGAGGCCCGAGGUACGGGGGUGACGUCUGGGGGCUCUGCAGCGUCUGAGGCAGCCGGGCCAGGGGGCCAGGGCACCAGCGAGGGUCUCUGCCUCGCGACCGCCGUGAGCCUCCCCGACGCCCUCAGGAGGCGCCCUCUCUGCGCACGGCUUUGGGGACCCCGCGCGGCAAACGCUCAGCCAUGGCCCCCGGCAUCCCUGUCAGGGCUCGCGAUGGGGGGUCCGUUCCAGUGUGAAUGUCCGGGCUCGCCGGGAGGGGGCGCACUUCCCCGCGACCGUGCAGCGCCCGGCGUGCUGUGCGGCGCUGUGGCCGGCAGGGGGCGUGCGGGGCGCGGCUGUGCUUGGUUGGGGACGCUGAGGGGCCGCGUCUCCUCCUCGUGGCCGGGAGACUCCGCCGCGGCCUGAGGAAAAGUGACAUUCAGAGGCCUGGAUGGUUAGGACAUCAACAUAGGAAUUUGCUGUUGGGCACAACUCAGCCAGUAAUGUUCCAUGAAAGAAACCAUCUAAAAGGAAAAAAAGACCAAAAGAAGACUUCUAAGAGGGGAAGAGAUCUACCUUCUGACAUUAGCUACAAGUUUACCCUCGGAGUGAGGAUGCUAACACGUCGAGGGGCACACCCCAAAGACUCAGACUCCAGACCAGUUGAUUCAAAAGCAAGAGGAUUUAUUCGGCGUCUGCGCAGACGGGCCUCCUGAACUCGGAGUCCAGAGAGCGCCCCCAGCACAAAGCCACACGGUUUAUAUACCCGCAGCAACCAAUCAAAAGCACUAUAGAGUCCAUGCACACAGCAGUCCAAUCCUCGAGCUGAUCAUGUGAAGGGCAUGCGUCUUCUAUCCAGUCAGCUACGGGAUCACAUGGGAGGCAUGCACCUCGUCGCCAUUUUGUUGUUUACUUCUUUAGUAGUUCCUUUCCCUACCAGCGCCAUCUUGUUCACCCUGAGGGGGACGACGUCUCGCUCCCUUUGUUCCCCUGGUGGGAGAGCGGCGUCCCGCUUCCCACACCGUUAUUUGAGUAUUAGGAGGCAUACAAACUGGGUUAGGUCUUAGCACAGCCAGGCACAAGUGUCGCAGCUAGCUAAGCAUAGGGUCCCUUAUUUUUAUAGCUGCACCUAAUUUUAGCUUUGGGGGAAAAAGUUUAGGGCUGUAAUUUUUUAUUUGGGGCAAAGGUAACUUCUUGUUUUUAAUGGUAUUGGCUUAGGUCACUCCAUCUUGGUUUGAUUUUUAACGUUCUUCAUUCCCCCCUUUUCUUUUUGGAGAGAUUUUAAUCCUAAAAUCUAAAGGUCAGCGUCGUCCCUGAGUGCCUGGUAUUGUUGGGUGAGUACAAGGGCCUGCAUGAUGGACAGCCGGUCCCGGAUGAACUGCAGCAAUUGAUUGAGGAUGCACGGGCCAAAAGUUAAAAUUAGGAGGAGGAUAAUGAGGGGGCCCGUGACUGUGGAAAUGAGAGUGGUUAACCAGAGGGACUUGUUGAACCACCCCUCAAACCAGCCUUGUUGGGCCUCUUGAUCUCUAUGUCUUUCGUCCAACCUAGCCCUUAGUUUUGCCAUGGAGUCUUCUAUGACUCUCGAGUGGUCAACAUAAAAACAGCACUCUUCACCAAGGGCUGCACAAAGGCCCCCCUUCUAUUCUGUAAGACUACCUCGGACAGGGAAGUGAGGGAUUCCUUCAGCCUAGUUAUAGAUUGUUCCAGGGCCUGUAUGUCUUCAUCAAUGGCGAUUUUUAAGUCAUUGUAAUGCCGAGUACCCUGGAUUAAGGCUGUUGUUCCAGUUCCAACCCCGGCCCCAACUCCGAGCCCUAACAGGACUCUGCUAGGGUCAGAGAAACUGGCUCUCUACGGAUGCGGGUGGGGCGUCUAUCAUAGGAAUCUUCUAGUGUGUUGGUUGGAUGGUAAAUUAUUUUAGGCACUAGCUGUACCAUAACAAAAGUCCUGGGUGGCACUAAGGACCGAGGGACACAGGGGGUAAGUCCCUUGUUACAAGCCCACCAGUUUCCGUAGCCUGAACUAACAUGGGCAUAGGUUGUUAAAUUUGCACUUGGGAUGGUAACAUUACACAGUUGUAUAUGAGACGGGGAAGGGUUUCCUAGGCAUGUUCCCUUUCCGGAAACUUGGGUCAGGGUAACGUGGGCGGGGGUUCCUGGCUAUUACGGUGGAAGUAAGCAAAGUUAGAAGCAUUAUGGAGUUUUUUAAAGUCAGCUUGAGCGGAUUUUGGGUGCGUUGCCAUUUCCAUUGUGCUGGCUCGCCCGAAGCUCUAUCAGCUCCCGAUGGUGCUCGCUUGACGUGGGACGCGUGAACCCAGGCGGCGAUUCCGUCUACCUUAAGGGCUGUUGGAGUGGUCAACAGUACAGUGUAGGGGCCCUUCCAGCGGGGUUCAAGAGUCUUAGACUGGUGUCUUCGGACGUAGACAGAGUCGCUGAUUUGGAAGGAGUGAGGGACUGACGCGUUCCCGGUCCAGUAGGCCGCAGCUAGAGGUCUCCAGAUCUGGUUCUGUAUAAUCUGGAGCGCCUUUAGUCGUGCCUGCAAAUUAGGUGCGUUAAUAAAGGGGUCAAGCAUAGGGUCAAGCAGAUUUGUGGCGGGAGGGGAUCCCCCAUACAGUAUUUCAUAUGGGGUUAACCCAUGGUGUGAGGGGGUGUUCUGGACCCAGAACAAGACCAUAGGGAGGAGUUGGACUCAGUCUCUAGUGCCAGUCUCCAUAGCUAAUUUAGUUAAGGUCUCUUUAAUUGUUCUAUUUGUCCCUUCUACCUGUCCUGAACUUUGGGGUCUAUAAGCACAAUGUAAUUUCCAAUUUAUCCCCAGUGUUUUGGCCACCAGCUGACUUACCUGGGAGACGAAGGCAGGUCCGUUAUCAGACCCAAUUACCUGAGGGAGACCAAACUGCGGGAAGAUGUCCUCGAUGAUUUUUUUGACGACCACUUGAGUGGUUUCUCGUUUGGUGGGGAAGGCUUCCACCCACCCAGAGAAGGUGUCUACAAAAACUAGGAGAUACUUGUUACCAUAUUUUCCUGGCUUAACCUCGGUGAAGUCUACCUCCCAAUUGACUCCGGGUUGAUCCCCCCGGGACCUUGUUCCUUCCGGCAGCUUGAGGCGCCCCGCAUUGACCUUAGCGCAGGGAACGCAGGACUCGGUGACCUGUUGAACUAGAGAGUUAAGCCUUGGGAUAAAGUAAGGUUGAUCUUUUUGUUGCAGCGGCAUUUUUAGUUUUUUAUGUUCUAAAUGAGUCCACUUAUGGAGUUGAGUUAUUAGUUCACGGGCCAUUUUGUGGGGCAGGACAACUUUGUCCUGGAAUGUCCAAACUCCCUUUUGUUCACUGUAAUCCGCCCCAAGCCGCUGGAUUUCGUCCAAAUCUUGAUCUAAGUAGGGGAAGGGGAGGUCCCCGUGGUCUGGCGUAUGGUGGGCCACCACAGUACUCAGGUAUAGAGUCUGCGGGCCUACCACAGCCGUUCUGGCAACCUCGUCCGCCAUUUUAUUUCCUCUUGUUAUAGGGUCACUUCCCCGCUGGUGUCCAGGACAGUGAAUUAUGCUCAACUUUUUAGGUAGGAAAAGUGCCCAUAAGAGGUCUAAAAUUUCAGUCUUGUUUUUUAUGUCUUUUCCUGCUGAGGUUAAGAGGCCUCUUCUUCGGUCAAUUUCUCCAUGUAUAUGGGCAGUAGUGAAUGCAUAGUGGCUAUCAGUAUAGAUGUUAACUUUUUUUCCGCUAGCUUGUUUAAGGGCCUGUGUGAGGGCCACAAGCUCGGCUUUCUGAGCCGAGGUUCCCACAGGCAAUGUGCUUGCCCAUGUUAUGGAGUGUCCAUCUACCACGGCCGCCCCUGCCCUCUGCUCACCGUUUUGUAGAAAACUGCUCCCGUCGGUGUACCAGGUGUGUUCCACAUCCGGUAACGGCCGAUCCGUCGGGUCCUCCCGGGUGCCAUGGGCCUCAACCAAGAUUUGAUGACAGUCAUGAGGUACCCAGGUGCCAGGUUCCAUAUCCGGGAGCAGGGUAGCUGGGUUCAGGGGGGUGGCAGGUCCGAACUGAAUCCGCUCCGGGUUGAGCAACAUAGCUUGGUAGUGAGUCACUCGGGCAUUGGAGAGCCACCUAUCUGGCGGCUGCUGGAUGAUGGUGUCAAUGAGUCAACUUAUCUGCGUCUUUGACAAGGACUGCCACUGUGGCCACCAUGUGCAGACACGGGGGCCAACCAGUGGCCACAUUAUCCAAUUUUUUUGAAAAGUAAGCCACCGGCUUUUUCCAAGGUCUCAGUUUCUGAACCAGGACGCCCUUUACUAUUCCCCUUUGUUCAUCAACGUACAAUGUGAAGGGCUUAGUCACAUCGGGGAGGCUUAGGGCAGGGGCUGACAAUAGAGCCCUUUUGAUUUGAUCAAAUGCCAUUUGAUGUUCUUUUUCCCAUAUAAAGGGGGCAUUGGGUUUAGUGAGGGGGUACAGAGGUGCUGCUAAUUCCGCAAAUCCUGGUAUCCAUAGUCGGCAGAAGCCUGCACUGCCGAGAAAUUCUCACAUUUGUCAGGCGCUCUUGGGCAGUGGAAUUAGGGCGACUGUCUGUUUCUGGCCCUCUGUUAGCCACCGCUGACCACCUUCUAGCAGGUAUCCCAGGUAGGUCACCUGUCUUUUGCACACUUGUGCCUGUUUCGCGGAGACUCUGUAUCCCAAUUCCCCCAAUUUUUUUAGCAGGGCCCCCGUACCUUUUAGACACUCCUGGUCUCUGCCGCCAAAAGCAUGUCGUCCACAUAUUGAAGGAGGACUAUGCUGGGGUUGUUGACUCGGAAGUCUGCCAGAUCCUGGUGCAGGGCCUCGUCGAACAGGGUAGGCGAAUUUUUAAACCCCUGUGACAAUGUUGUCCAAGUGAGUUGUCCGGAAAGUCCGGCCUCCGGGUCUUUCCAUUCGAAGGUGAACAGGGGUUGACUUUGAGGACUCAGUCUUAAACAAAAGAACGCAUCUUCAAGGUCUAGUACCGUAUACCAUUGAUGGCUUGGUGGUAGGGUACUUAGCAGGUUGUAAGGAUUGGGCACAGUAGGGUGCAGGUCUCCCGUCCUUCGGUUAACUUCCCGUAGGUCCUGCACUGGCCUGUAGUCCCCCAUGCCUGGCUUUUUUACUGGGAGGAGGGGGGUAUUCCAAGGCGAGCGGCAUGGUUUUAAGAUGCCCAACCACAACAGUCUCUCUAUAUGGGGCCUGAUGCCCUCCUUGGCCUCUUUGCUCGUAGGAUACUGCCGGAUUGACACUGGGGUGGCCGAGGGUUUUAAGUCAAUUAUUAGGGGCGGCUGGUUGACAGCUAAUCCUACUCUGGCCAUUUCUGCCCAAGCUUGAUGAAAGUCCGUUAACCACUUGGGGUCUAGAGAGGUUGUAUUAGCUGGUUUUUUUUCCGAGCAAUUGAUGUUCAUCCUCUAGGCGUAUUGUCAGUAUUUGAAGGGGCUGCCCUUCUGGGCCAGUGGCUGAAAUCCCCUUAUCAUGAAAGUGAAUUUGGGCCCCCGCUUUUGAAAGCAAAUCCUGGCCCAAUAGGGGGUAUGGGCAGUCUGGCACCAGUAGGAACGAGUGAGUCACCUGUCUGGUGUUCAAAUGGACCUUUCGUUCAGUUGUCCACCUGUACAAUUUUCCCCCAGUAGCUCCCUGGACCCAAGAAGUUUUAGAACUCAGAGGGCCCCUGGCCUCGGUCAGCACUGAAUGUUGUGCUCCCGUAUCUACCAGGAAGGUCACCAGGUGCCCCCCUACAUCAAGAGUUACCCUGGGCUCAGGCGGGGGGCUCCUGGCCCUGACUUUCCUAGUUGUCUUCCCCCAAGGGCAGGACUGGAACUGUCUUUGUCUUAGUUUCCUGAGACAGCUUAGGGCAGUCCUUAACCCAGUGUCCCUUUUCUUUGCAGUAGGCACAUUGGUCUCGUUCUACUCGGGGCCUUCUGUUGUCUCCCAGGGUCUUAUUCUGUCCUGGCCUACCUUGCCCUGCACCCUGCACUACCGUGGCCAAAAUUUUGGUUAAUUCUCGAUUCCGCUUUUUGUCCUGGAUGUCCUCCCUCCGCUCUUGCUCUUUGCGUAAUCUUUCUUCCUUUUCCUCCUGUGUUUCCCUUUUAUUGAAAAUUUUAUCUGCCUCCUUUAGUAGGUCCUGUAAUGUAUACCCUUGCAGCCCGUCCAGUUGUUGUAACUUGUUUUGGAUAUCAGGAGCCAACUGUCCGAUAAACGACAUAAUUACAUCCGACUGGCAUUCGGUGGCCAAAGGGUCAAAAGGGGUAUACAUGCGAUAACCUUCCAUUAAGUGUUCUAAGAACCCUGCCGGUGUCUCUUCCUGACCCUGGAUAAUUGCACGUACCUUGGCCAAAUUGGUGGGGUGCUUCCCUGCCCCUUUGAGACCCGCUAACAGAGUCUGGCGAUAGAGACGGAGUUGCUCCCUACCGGCCACGGAGUUGUAGUCCCACUCCAGGCGAGUCAGAGGGAAGACGUCCUCGAUCUCGUUAGGCAGUUGGGUCGCCUGCCAUCUGCUCCCAGCACAUUUUUACGACCCUCUAAUAUGACUCGCUGUUUUUCCUCCGUGGUGAGGAGGGCCUGUAAAAGUUGCUGACGAUCAUCCCAAGUGGGUUGGUGAGUGAGUAGAAUGGAUUCAAUUAAUCUGGUCAAAGCUUGGGGGUCUUGGGAAAAGGAGGGAUUAUGGGUCUUCCAGUUGUAUAGGUUGGAGGUGGACAACGGCCAAUACUGAAUCUGGCCAGCCACCGACCUUAAAAGAAAUGCUUGAGAGGACCAGACACCCUCCGGGCCACUGGCAUGUUCCCUUCGCAGCCGCAGGUGAGUAGAGGGUGGGGAGGAGGAAGGCUCUAACCCUCCCAUUUCGGUGGAGUUGGGGGAGGGCGGCUUGGGGUCCUGGGGUUCCUGAACCAACUGUGGUGGGACCCGAGGAGGGUACGGAGGAGUUGGGUCUAGAAGUAGAAGACUUUCCUGAGUAUCUGGGAGAACUGGUGGAGUUUUAGGCAUAGGCUUAGGUGGUUCAUUCAGGGGAAAAAGGGAAGAAGAAGUGAGUGGCGCCGAAGGUAAAGGCACAAAUGGGGUUGAAGAAGGCCUGGGGCCUGGUUUCGGGGUCUGUGCCCCUAAAGAGGAAAGGGAAGGCUUAACCCAUGUUGGGGGAUCUCGGGAGAGACUCUCCCAGGUGACAAUAUAGGGCACUUGGUCAGGAUGUCCAUGUGGUCCUGGUUGGAAAACCUCUUUGACCUGUAAAAUAGUAGUAAGGUUAAAAGUGCCGUCCCGCGGCCAUCCGACCUCAAGGGAGGGCCACUCAGAGGUACAGAAAGCCAGCCACUUUUUAUUGCGCACUUCCACUGACUGGUUAUGUGCCCAUUUCGUGACCUCUUUCCAAUGUCCUAAAGUCAGACUUAAAGGAGUAGUUAGUUGUUGACCCAUGGGUAAAACAAUUGAAUCGACAACGUGCAGGACACUGACUAGACAGACGAACAGAACAAACCACACAAGUCGCGUGGCAACUGAUCAGGAACAAACCGAAAGUACGAAUCGAGAGGGGAGCGGCCGAUCACGGCCGGGUUCCCCGGGGAGGAGAGAGACCUGAUCUCUCUCCCUCCCCCACAAAACUCUUGGAGCGUCCUCCAGGGCGGGACCAGGGGUCUCAGGGCACGUCUGCCUCCUCCGCUGGCCCAAGCGAAACAAGCCCUGUACAGGUACAGUUUUUCAAAACACCGAAGACACACACACACACACAACAGCAACACGAAAUGAAAACUGAGCUAGCUCUUACUUCCAGCCGAACCUGGAAUUGAGUCUGGGGGCGCACCAAUCCCGGACGAGCCCCCGAAAUGUAAGACCCUCAGAGUGAGGAUGCUAACACGUCGAGGGGCACACCCCAAAGACUCAGACUCCAGACCAGCUGAUGCAAAAGCAAGAGGAUUUAUUCGGCGUCUGCGCAGACGGGCCUCCUGAACUCGGAGUCCAGAGAGCGCCCCCAGCACAAAGCCACACGGUUUAUAUACCCACAGCAACCAAUCAAAAGCACUACAGAGUCCAUGCACACAGCAGUCCAAUCCGCGAGCUGAUCAUGUGAAGGGCAUGCGUCUUCUAUCCAAUCAGCUACGGGAUCACAUGGGGGCAUGCACCUCGUCGCCAUUUUGUUGUUUACUUCUUUAGUAGUUCCUUUCCCUGCCAGCGCCAUCUUGUU